AUGGAGGACCUGGUGCGAGAGCUCACAAAGCAGAACAUUGCGCUGCAGCUGGCGCUCGCCAAAACGUCGUCGCCCUCCGAGCCCGAGCCCGCUCUGCUUGGACCCGCCUUUGCGUGGCUGCACCCGGUCAAAGCGCGGCUGAGCGCGGCCGAGAAGGCCAAGAAAGCCCUGCGACGCGUGCUUGUCAAGGCCGUGCGUCGGCGCCUUCUUCGCGUUGCAAUGGCCUUUGGUCUCUGGCGCGCACGCAGUGCGAGCCGACCCGUGUCCAAGAUUCCCGUUCCCCUCGGCGGACGACGCAAGACAGCACCGCAGCCGACUGCGCUGCCGCCGACUGCUGCUAGCCACAUAGAGAAGACGCCCAAGGAGCUCGUGUACACGCUCUCGAAGCAACUCGACACGCAGCGCGUGCUCGUGACGGCGCUCAGUCGGCAAAAGGCGCGCCUCGAAGCCGACGCGACCGCGCAGACGGCAGCGAUUGCGUCCCUGGAAGCGUCGCAAGCAACGCUACAGCGCCAAAUGUCGCGGCUCAUCAAGGAAGUCCAAAGCCUCCGUCGACCCGUACGACGGGACCCGCCAACUGUGCCGCCCUUGAGCACUGCCGCGCAGCAGAUUCUCAAGACCACUCGCCCCAAGUUCAGCAACCAAGAGCUCCACGAUCGUUUGGACGAGCUCAUGGAGCCACUGGACUUGGACCCGGCCACGGACGCAGCGUCGAGUAGUAGCAUGCAGCCGUCGCCACCCACCGACGGUCCCAAAACGCGGUUCCUCGGACGUCGCUCCAGCUUUGCGUUGCGCGAGUAG
This is a messenger RNA of Saprolegnia diclina VS20, 801 nucleotides long. RefSeq lists its product as hypothetical. Bases 1 to 801 code for a protein of 266 amino acids. NCBI's taxonomy places the organism in Eukaryota, Oomycota, Saprolegniomycetes, Saprolegniales, Saprolegniaceae. The transcript is spliced from 4 exons. The record is from RefSeq and is a predicted model, not a curated record.